CUUCUUCAUCCUAUAGUCUUCGUCUUGUUAUUUGCUUCGAAAAUUCUGUAGAUUCUUGUGAGAAAAUCUAUUUGACUUCUCGUUCUUGACUUCUUGUUAUCUCGUCUGGUCUGCUCGGGUUUCUCUUUUGGUCUGACGGGAUCGGAGCCGAUGCUCAAAUUGGUUGAGUUGCCCGUUCUUCACAAAUUCACGCUCUACCGCACUCGCACGAACUAUUACUUGAUUGGGAGAGACGAGAAGAAAACCUUUUGGAGGAUUCUUAAGAUAGAUCGAACCGAGCCAAACGAGUUGAAUUUAUUCGAAGAUCCUACAAGGUAUACGCAUGACGAAAUCACCCAACUUAAGAAAUGGAUUAGUCGAGGGAACCAGAAGUAUGGUGGCCUUAGAGCAGAGACAACUUGCUAUGGACUCAUUGGGUUUGUGAAAUUCUUGGGGCCCUAUUACAUGCUUGUGAUUAAAAGAAGAAAGAAAGUGGGCGAGAUCUGCGGACAUACUGUUUAUGGUGUAGUAGAGAGUCAAAUGAUCAUGAUUCCAUAUCCUUCCAGGAAAACGAUAGAUGCUGAUUCUUCAGCCGAGCGAAAGUACAAGAAGCUCCUAAACAUGGUGGAUCUUAGCAAAGACUUCUACUUCAGCUACACAUAUCACCUCAUGUAUAGCCUCCAAAAGAACAUAUGCAACACUAAGAGAGGAAAAAUUCACGACGAAACCAUGUUCGUGUGGAAUGAAUACUUAACACACGGGAUCAGAAGGAUCCUUCAGAAUACCGUAUGGACAGUUUCACUUGUAUAUGGAUUCUUUCAACAGACUAAAUGUUUAGUAUCUGAUGAACAAUUUAUACUGACUGUCAUUGCUCGUCGUUCACGCCAUUAUGCUGGUACAAGAUAUUUAAGGCGUGGUGUAAAUGAGGAAGGCAGCGUAGCCAAUGAGGUUGAGACAGAGCAGAUUGUUACCAAAGAGGUUCCAGAGGGACAGAAAAUUCCAAUUACAUCAGUCGUGCAGAUGCGAGGCUCCAUACCCCUAUUUUGGUCACAGAAACCAUCUGUGUUCAACCCACAACCCAACAUAAUAUUGAACAACAAGGACCGGAGUUACGUGGCCACUCAACUCCACUUUGAGAAUCUGAAACAGAGAUAUGGAAAGCUUAUAAUCAUCUUGAAUCUUCUAAAAGCAGGAAAGCAUCGGGAAAACAUCUUACGGGAAGAGUUUGAAAAGGCAAUCUUGUUUAUCAACGGAGGCACCAGGAGGGAGAACCAUUUAAUAGCGAACCAUUUUGAUCUAAACAAACACUACAAAAGUGGAGCCGAUCGUGCAUUCGAGCUCUUGUGUGCCGAUGGGAAGGAAGCAUUGGAAUCAAUUAACUUAUUUUUCGGUGAGGCUCCUUCAGGCAUAGGAGCUGAUGGCGUAAUUAACGACAUAUUUUUCAAUAGCCCUAUUCUGAAUCGAGAUGAAGAGGCAACUAGCUCAAAACAAGAAGCUUUGAAGGCAAAUAUAUUCAUGCGUCAAACUGGGGUCUUUAGGUCAAACUGCAUAGACUGCUUGGAUCGUACUAAUGUUGCUCAGUUGGCCCAUGGAUUGGUAGCUCUUGCUCAUCAGCUGCAGAAAUUGGGUAUCAGAGGACCUCCUAUCGUCGAUAAGAACACUCCUUUGGGAAAGAAAUUGAUGGAAGUUUAUGAAAAUAUGGGUGAUGCAAUUGCAAUGCAGUAUGCUGGCUCGGACGCACACAUCAAGAUGUUCAGUGCUCUUAGAGGUGACUGGAACAUAGUAAAGAAGAACCGUGAUAAGAUCAUAGCUUUGCGUCGCCACUUAUACAACACCUUUCAGGACAGCGAAAAGCAGAACGCCAUAAAUGUGUUCUUGGGGAAAUUCAAGCCUCAGUUGGGGAAGCCAGCACUGUGGGAGUUGCGCUCUGACCAGCAAAACACUAUGAGAAAUAGUUCUAACUUGAAUAUCAAUAAUCUGAGGCCAAAUCAUUCAAGAUCCUUUUCCGAUAACCUCAUCUUGGGGAGUUUGGAUCUGAAGGAGCUGGUACAAGAAAAUCAUCAGCCUUCACGUGCAGGGUUAAAUAGUGGCUGGGAAACCACUUCAAACGGUGGCUGGGAAACCACUUCAAACGGUGGCUGGGAAACCACUUCAGAAGUUGGAUUCUGUGAAGCAGAACCAUCUUCUUCAAGAGUCCACUCAGUUAUUCGCGAUGAAGAUAAUUUGAGAAGAAUAGGAUCAAGGCAGAUGUUUCUAGAGGUUGGCUCUACGUCUGAUUCUCACGGGCUCGAAGAUGCACCUGGUCUUUCACACUCAUACAAUGUUACAUUCAUUACGGCAGAGGAAAUGUUUGAACGUUGCAGCUCCACGUCGUCAGACUUAAUUAUUGAGGUAUUUUCUUUCAUUACCAUAUCAGUCUUAAGUAUUGAAGUUACUUGUUAUUACAAGUUGUCAGUUUUGGCAAACAAAGACACUGACUCAGGUGGGGGUUUUUCAUCUUUAUUAGGUUCCUUGAGGUCCAAUUUCCAUCUUUAAGGGCGUCUCAGAUGAUUUCGCUCAGUGGGUGGAAGAAGGAAGAGCAUUGUAAAGGGUGUGGAGAUAAAACUGUGCUAUGCUGAGGAAGUAAACGUUGGUUACUUGGCAGGUACGGCAGGGUUGGACAGACAUGUUUACAUGAAGCAUACAAUAAUAGCCGCAUCCUUUUUAAAUACCGACUCAGCUUUGUAAAAGGUCCUCGUUUGUUGUUUCUCUUUUUUUUUUUCCUACCGAAAUUGAUUUAUAUCUUUGAUUUUUGUUAUAUAGAAAGGGUGUGGUUUGUUUAGUUUUGUAGUCAUUUGUUGCUGCCCAAUGCUCAAAAAAGUGUGAUAAGAAAACGUUGGAAGUAAGAGCAUAUCCAUCUCCAUUGGAGGGGUUUACAACGUAGAGUAUCUCACAAACAAAUAGUUGUAUUUAGGUGAAUGAGUAUCCGGUUUAGGAUAGUUAUCGGUCUUUUUCAUGCCAAUCCGAUUGUGUUAAACGGACUUACUAACUUUGCCUUCAAAUUAGUUGGAAGAGCCUAGCUUAGGUCUUGAUUAGUUGAGCAUUAGUAGAAGUAUUAUCUCUACAUUAUCCAAUCAACAUUUGUUAUAAGAGUAUUUACCAAAUAUUAAUGCUUUACGGAUGUUCUUUGACCAAUACUCUCAUAUUAAGAUUUUGUUAGAGCAUUUACAUUUAUAAUUCAUAAAAUUAAGAAAAAAUAUAAUUAAUUAAAGCAUUUUAUUUAGUAAUAUCAUAAAAUUAUUUUUAUAUCCAGAAAAUAAAAUUUACAUUUUAAAAUAAAUUUACAAUAAAUUAAAUAUAUAUAUAUAUAUAUAUAUCAUAUUUAAAAUAUAAACAGUUUAAUAAGAAUAUAUAUUUUCUAUAGCAUAUUGUUUUUAUAGUAUAGUGUUAAUAUUUUAUCAUCCGCUAGGCCAAUCAAGGCCAAAGUCAUUGAUCAGGAAAAACAUGAUGUGAUUUAUAUUAUCCAAAUCCAAUCGAGGUAAGUCGGUUCAACACAACCGGGUUGGCAUGAGAAAGACUGAUACUUUUCUCAACCGGAUGAUUGCUUCUUCGGUGAAUCAAACCAGUACUGUAGCAAGUCUAAAUCGGCCAUUACCCAUUUAUUGCUGUCAAACAAAGAAAAACAUAUAUACCUCGUGAUGAAUUUAUAAAAUUGAAAAUUGUUUUGUCUUUGAUUAUUUUCCUAACAAUUGGGGUUUUCAGUUUUGUCAAUGCUAAUGAUUAUGGAAUGAAUCAAGGUUUACAUGAUGUGAUGCCAGUCUUUGUUUUUUAUUUUUUCUGCAGCCAAAGUCAUCUUUAUUACAAAAAUAAAGCAACUCGUUUAAAUAUUGACUUUUUGUUUUCAUUUUUAAGUCUUCGUAAAUUAGUCCAACAAUAAUACCAGCUGGCAUGGUUAGAGACGAUAGGAGCCGGGUCUGUAGACAUUCAUCUGAAACAUUUAAAUGAAGUUCCCACUUCUUUUUGUAAACUGAGUUUAUGGAGCUCCCACUUUAUAGGAGACAAGGAGUUAUAUUAAAAUAAUAUUAUUAUAUAUGUAUGAUGUGUAUUUUUGGUAAAAGCCUACAAAUAUUAAUUGCCAAACUAACAAAAAAUGGAUAAAGAAUUUGUUUAUGAAAAUAUAAAAAACAUUGAAUAAAUUAUAUAUUGUUAUGGUUUUAAAAUAAACAAAUAGUAUGCUGUGAAGUUAGGAUUUUUAUUUUGAAUAGGACCCAUAAAAUUGUAGGGGAGGUUCUGGUUCUAGAAAGGCGUCUCUAGAUGUUAAAGAAGGCAUUGCGAAUCUAUCAUCAUCGGUCGGACAUCAUAUAACAUGAGGUAACUUAAAAAAAAAAAAAAAAAAAAAACUUUUUUAAAAAUGAACGGAACUUGUAUAUUGAUAUCAUCUUCAGUUCUAGUAACCAAGAUAAUAGUUUUUGCUGUACGUCUCAUUUAUAUUACAACUAGGUACCGUGCAUGACAUAUAAAUAUUCACGUUGUAAAAAAAAAGACAUAUAAAUAUUCACAAAUUAAUAUAUUACUAUUAUAGGCAUUCUUAUUUUAAUGUUAAUUAUUUUGUAAUUUAGAUGUAUGAUAUAUUUUAAGUAAUAUUAUAUUAUUUUAGUUUGACAUGUAAUUUGGAUUUAUAAUAUUUAAUAAAUUUGGUUAUUACUUAGACAUAUCGAAUUGUAUUUAUUUCUUCAAGUUUAACUAUAGUAUUUUGGCCCUAGUAUUUUUUUGUGCUGAAAUAGAUUCAUAUUUUGAUUAAUUUUGUUCUUUUUUGGGAAUUAGACUUUUGAUUUUGGGCAUGAAAUUUAGAUUAUUGAAGUUACUAAUUUGUGGAUUAUAUUGAAUUAUACAUAGUUCUUUAAAUCGAAUCACAAUUAGUCUUGAUUCUAGUUAAACUAAAUUUGAUUAGGUUUAUUUCAUGCAUUAGUUUAGUUCUUCGUCUUAAAUGUGUAAACAUACUUUCAUAAAUUCUUUUGUAAAAUUGAUAUUUGUGGAAUUGUACAAAUAGUAGAACAAAUUGAAAUGGUGAUAAGUAUGAAUUUUUAUAAACAAACAUUACCGAUAAAAUUUUGAAAACUUAUGAACGAAUAUCAAUAAAAUUUUAAGUAACUUUAUACUUUAGAUGUACAAAAUAUAAAUUAAAAAUAUUCUAAAUAAUCUUAACCAUAAAAACUCAUAUUGGUUUAUGUAUUCUUAUUAUAGGUAUAUUAUGUUGUAUAAAUAUACAAAAUUUAAAAUUAUAUUAAGCCUUAAAGAAUUUUUAGUGAUAUAUUAGGUUUGAUUAAAGUUUAUUAUUUUUUCUAAAUUUAUUUUCAUAAAUAUUACAUAUAAAAUAUUCAAUCAAGAUUAAAAUUUAACAAAAAUAUAUUAUGCAAAAAUGAAUAAACAUUUUAAUAGUAGCAUAUAUCAAACAUGUGUAGUUCAUCAAUGAUAAAAAUAAGAUAUUUUUAUUAUUUU
Brassica rapa (field mustard) is the source of this 5457-nucleotide messenger RNA. Its product is annotated as phosphoinositide phosphatase SAC5-like. Gene Ontology annotation, biological process: phosphatidylinositol dephosphorylation. NCBI's taxonomy places the organism in Eukaryota, Viridiplantae, Streptophyta, Magnoliopsida, Brassicales, Brassicaceae. Gene Ontology annotation, cellular component: intracellular membrane-bounded organelle. Gene Ontology annotation, molecular function: phosphatidylinositol-3,5-bisphosphate 5-phosphatase activity. The record is from RefSeq and is a predicted model, not a curated record.